UAAUGUUGAUCAUUGAUCAAGCCAACAUUCCGUUUUGAAAAUUUUUUUUAAAGUCUUCAAUUUAAAAGAAUAAAUCUACUGAAUUAAACAUUGCUUUGAUUGUAUCUUAUUUUCAAUUGAUUAGUAUUUAUAUUUGACAAUGUUUAUAAGGUGAAAUAUCCUGCGACUGAUAUUCACAUAUGGAGCUUGUUUAUUCAGUAACCUGUGCUAGUUCAUCUUCUUCAAAGCGGCUAAAUGAUUGGCUUGUUGAUCGAAGAUGUGUCAGUUCAUUAUCAAACAAAAAUAUUCUGGCAUUUACAAGUUUCUCGGAUUUAACUGAUAGUGAGCCUAAAUAUUUAUCAACCCAUGUUUAUGUUAUUGAUUUAAACUUACCACAUGAGCCAAACUUGGUAACAAAGCAUGAUGAAGAUGUGACAAUCUUGGAAUGGGAUAGUAGUGGAACCCGGCUUCUUAUUGGAGAUGCUUUUGGUAAAAUUGAGAUUUGGUCGAUCAAAGAUUUUCUUAUAAACGACUGGUAUCUUGUUAAUUCAUUCACUGCCUUCGGAGGUGAAAAGACUUUAUCAGCUGUAUGGUUUCACAAUGGUAUAAAGUCUAUCAUUGUCACGGACAAAAAAGAUUCUUCUCAUUCAUAUAGUGAAAAAUUCAUCAACGCUAAGUUUAAUGCAUCUGUGAGACAGUUUGGAGGUAAACCGGCCAAUGGUUUCGUCGCUAUUUCUGCUAGCGGACUUAUUUGGUGUGCAGUCUAUCUAUCAGAUAAUUCAAUUGUUACUGGAACUAAAAUUUUAGGAAAUUUCCGAUCCAAAUUAAAAAUAGUCGACAUUUGUUACACUCGAAAUGGAGAAUUUCUUAUGAUCACAUCGAACGGAUCAGUUGAUUCUUCCAUUAACUGCUACCGGGUCUCAAUCAAUUUGUCUUACUCCAAUUUAGGAUCAGAUAAGACUAAAUGUACUAUAACAAGUCAACCAUUUUCAAGUUUUUAUCUCAACUGUUCAAACGAUAUUGUACAAGCCAAUGGAUAUUCUUAUGUGAACCAUAUAAAAUUUAUUCUGAAAGAAGCUGCCGAUGCCGUGAUUGUUGGUACUUCUGGGUCUUUAGGGUCAACAGUUGAACUAUGGGUAUUACGUGAUAAACCCGUACAACUACAUAAGAUGUAUCAGCAAAUUAAGAACAGUAAUGGCGGCAGUGAAUUCAAUAACCAAUCUCCAAAGACAACAGUUUGGCAAUAUUCAUGCAGUGUCAAUUACUAUCAACCUAUUGUGGCCAUCACCACUCCUCGAGUCUCAUUAUAUGAUGUUAAUCCACCUCUUUCGUAUAUCAUGGUGUCUUACAGAGAUAAUACAGUUAAUUGCUAUAUUCGUGAAAAUUUAAAACGUAUCUUUGCUAUUGGUGUCAACUCUAUUUCUCUUCAAAACAAUCCCUCCAACAAAUUCGGUAUGGUCAACGUAAAAUCUAACUCAAAUCCAAUAAUCUCCAAUAUCGUCGAUAUGCAAUUUUCAUGGAGUGGCACCGCUUUAGCUCUCCUUGACACGAACUCUCAACUAUUCGUUUACAGAAUACCCCCGGUUACUGAUCCGAAAGCAAGUUUUAAUCCUGUAUUUUUACAAACAAUGCUUGAAUACUGCCUUGUUAGUGGUAAUGAUUGGUGGGAUAUUCUUAUAUGUCUUCGUCCAACCAUCAUUGAUUCUCUCUGUGAUAUGUUAACUGAAGGUUUUAUGCAAAGACAAACUCAUGCACUCCAACAAAAGUACUAUAAUCGUUUUUUAGCCAUUAAAGCAUCACUUUAUCGUUGUCUCAACCAAGGUAACAGUGGUACCUCUGGACAAAACAAAUCUGGCGAUUGUUACACACUAUUUAUGCUCAACUCCAUUUCUCACCUAUUGAAAUCUCUUUUACGGCCCAGUGUUAAUGCUGAUAAGGAAGGGCCAGCUGAGAUGCUCAGUAAUCUAAUUCAAACCAAAGGAAAUGAUCCUAUCUAUUUCAAUGUUGACAAACUUCUUCUUUGUCUUGAACAUAAAGACUUUUACGUUGAAACAGUUAUUCUACAAUCAUUACAACAAUUGAAUCAGUGGAUUGGAGAUUUAGCUUUGUUCUUACUUGCCUCACUCCCACAACAGUUUCACAAUAAUUAUCGUUUUCCUGGGGGAGGUUUAAUUUACGAUGUUAAAUCUUUAAACACUUUACGAGAGCUUUUAGUAAUAAUUAGAAUUUGGGGUUUGAUCAAUGAAAGCUGUCUUCCUAACUUUGUCAUUUUAUCAAAAGAUGUAGAUGUGAUUGGUCAAAUAUUUAAAUUGCUUAGUCGCAUGGUGGCUACUAUGGGAAAUGAACCCGAUGAAAGUUUUCUGGAUGAAUGCUGUUCACUUCCUAACCAAGUCCUUAUAACACAAAUGGAUUUAACACUUAAAGCUAGAGGAGUUACCAGUCCAGCAAUGUUCAUAAAUCCGUCACCGUUACAGUUCCAAUAUUUUGCUGAAGCAUCUUUCCUUAAAUAUCAUAUCAAAACUCACAGUGUGGAUGGAGCCGUCGAUAAUUAUAAAUGUACCAAAAUGGAUACUGUUCGUCACAUUGCUCUUGGAGCUAAAGAUAGCAUCAAUGGAAACAUCAGGAUGUGCACUCGAUGCUCGGCAAUUUCCCUCAUUCAAUCACAAAAUAAAUCACCAUCUACUCGUACAUGGGACAUGAGAUGGUGUUCAAAUUGUAUUUGCGGAGGUCAUUGGAAAGUUGACAAUGAGUACUGAUUUUUCUUCAACAAGAAAAUUUGUAUAUUAUAUGCAAAAAAAUCUGAUCACAGAGUGUGUCAAGUUAAUAGUAGAGAAUGAAAUCUUUACCCUUUGUCUACAAAAAAUUAGUUACAAAGCUGCUACUGAUUUCAAAUUUCUAAGUCCUUCCCUUUAUCAGGAACUUUUUUGCUGUCAUCUUCUUAAGUCAUAACCAAUGUAAAACCGAUCAACCAUUUCAUGUACUCCAUUGUAAAUAAUACAUUUGUAUAACAUUAUAUUUAUAAAUUUCCAGUAAAUCCAAAAAUAAAUAUUACAUAGUAAUAACAA
Tetranychus urticae (two-spotted spider mite) is the source of this 3044-nucleotide messenger RNA. RefSeq names its product mediator complex subunit 16 (gene MED16). Gene Ontology annotation, biological process: positive regulation of DNA-templated transcription. Gene Ontology annotation, cellular component: mediator complex. The record is from RefSeq and is a predicted model, not a curated record. Lineage: Eukaryota; Metazoa; Arthropoda; Arachnida; Trombidiformes; Tetranychidae. Gene Ontology annotation, molecular function: protein binding.